AUGAGUUCCAUCAUAUGUGCACUGUUAAUUAUCAUGAGCAAUGGUAUCUUACUAGCAUACCACAGUGAGCAAGUGUCCGAAGUUCAUACGUGGCAUACGAUCACCAGUUUCAAUGGUUCAUGGUACGGCUCAUUACAUGUUUUGACUGAUAAUGAACAAGGUGUGUAUUUUAUUGAUGGUACUGCGAAUCAUUCUCGUAUUGAAAAUCCAUUUACGGUCUCUGAAAGUGCAUCGUUCGACUAUGGUUUAGUUAUUACUGAACAAGAUGAUUUUAAUAUGUUAUAUUCAUUGACAUUGAGUCAACAACUUGAACCAGAUCCAAAGCAAUCGAACAGUCGAAUAUGUGUAUUUCUGAUUAGUGCUGAACGAGCAGCUUGUCCAUAUAUUGUUCCUGUUAGUUUCCAUGGGAAAACCACUUGCUUGUGGGAAAGUGUCGAAGGACGAGGAGAAAACUUUUGGAUUCAAUGA
Molecule: messenger RNA, 468 nt
Organism: Adineta ricciae
Lineage: Eukaryota; Metazoa; Rotifera; Eurotatoria; Adinetida; Adinetidae
Source: the annotation of a GenBank genome assembly